Molecule: messenger RNA, 2393 nt
Organism: Gloeophyllum trabeum ATCC 11539
Lineage: Eukaryota; Fungi; Basidiomycota; Agaricomycetes; Gloeophyllales; Gloeophyllaceae
Product: glutamine-dependent NAD synthetase with GAT domain-containing protein
Exons: 19
Coding region: 64-2199 (711 amino acids)
Biological process (GO): NAD+ biosynthetic process
Cellular component (GO): cytoplasm
Molecular function (GO): NAD+ synthase (glutamine-hydrolyzing) activity; glutaminase activity; ATP binding
Source: RefSeq, a predicted model, not a curated record
GUCUGCUUCAAAGCGUCCGAAUUGACUGCAGGUCUACAGUCGCUGACCUCGACAUAGACCAAGAUGGGUCACCUUAUUACUAUUGCAACGUGUUCCCUGAACCAGUGGGCGAUGGACUUCCAAGGGAAUUACGAGCGUAUUAUGGCUUCCAUAGUCAUCGCCAAAGAGCGCGGUGCAACCCUGCGCGUCGGUCCUGAGCUCGAGAUUCCAGGCUACGGGUGCUAUGACCAUUUCCUUGAAGGUGACACCGUCCUGCAUUCGUGGGAGGUGCUGGCAAAGAUACUGGAAUCCGAAGAAGCCACUGGGAUUGUGUGUGACAUCGGGAUGCCUGUAGUGCAUAAGAAUGUGAUAUAUAACUGCCGGGUGGUCAUCCACGACCACAAGAUCCUUCUGAUCCGCCCCAAGAUGUGGCUGGCGAACGAUGGGAACUACCGGGAGCUGCGGUACUUUACGCCGUGGGCGAAGCAUCGGCAGUGGGAGGAGCAUUAUUUGCCCAGGAUGAUACAGAAGAUUACAGAUCAGGUCAAAGUCCCAUUUGGUGAUGCUGUCGUGAGCACUCUGGAUACGUGCAUCGGUGUAGAGUUGUGCGAAGAACUGUUCACGCCAGCUAGCCCUCACAUCCUCAUGGGCAUGGACGGCGUCGAGAUCUUCACAAACUCCAGCGGCAGCCAUCACGAGCUGCGCAAACUCUACACCCGCGUCGAGCUCAUCAAAGAAGCCACGCUGAAGCUCGGCGGGAUCUAUCUGUACGCAAACCAGCAGGGCUGCGACGGCGACCGGCUGUACUACGACGGGUGUGCGAUGAUUGCGGUCAAUGGGCAGCUCGUCGCCCAGGGCUCACAGUUCUCCCUGCAAGAGGUCGAGGUCGUGUCGGCGACGGUGGACCUUGAGGAGGUUAGGGCGCACCGUGCGAAGAGCAGCCGCAGCAUGCAGGCCGCGCAGGCGGAGAGGUAUCAUCGUGUUGAGGUGCCGUUUGCGCUGAGCAAUAGGCAUUGGAGCGAGGUGCACGAUCCGACGCUGAGAAGGUUUUUGGAGCCGCGGUAUCACCGACCUGAGGAGGAGAUUGCGUUGGGUCCGGCUUGCUGGUUGUGGGACUACCUUCGACGCUCUCGUGCCGUAGGCUAUUUCAUCCCGCUCAGCGGUGGUAUCGAUAGCUGCGCCACGGCCGUCAUCACAUACUCGAUGUGCCGUCUCGUCGCUGAAGCCUGUCGCAACGGAGACAAACAGGUCAUUGCAGACGCCCGGCGCAUCGCUGGAGAGAAAGAGGACUCGGAGUACCUACCCACGGAUCCGAAGGAGUUCUGUAAGAGAAUAUUCCAUACGUGCUAUAUGGGCACGGAGAAUUCCAGCAUAGACACGAGGCAGAGAGCAAAGGAGCUCUCUGAGGCUAUUGGGAGUUAUCAUGUUGAUCUGAACAUGGACACGAUAGUGACCUCCGUCCGGGACCUGUUUGGAUUCGUCACAGGCGUGAAACCGAGGUUCCGCGUCCAGGGCGGCUCGGAGGCCGAGAAUCUGGCUUUGCAGAACAUUCAGGCUAGGCUGCGCAUGGUGCUUGCGUACCUGUUUGCGCAGCUGUUGCCCUGGGUGAGAGGCAAGUAUGGCGGGUUGCUCGUGCUUGGGAGUGCGAAUGUGGAUGAAAGUCUUCGAGGAUACCUCACGAAAUAUGACUGCUCGUCGGCUGAUGUGAACCCUAUCGGCGGGAUCAGUAAGACGGACCUGAAGAAGUUUAUCGCGUACGCUCAGGAGAUGUUCGACUUGCCUAUACUAAAGAAUUUUCUGGACGCCACACCGACGGCGGAGCUGGAGCCCAUUACUGAGAAUUACGUGCAGUCAGAUGAAGCUGAUAUGGGUAUGACCUAUGACGAACUCUCGAUCUUCGGGCGGCUGCGCAAGGUGGAGAAAUGCGGGCCCUACAGCAUGUUCCAAAAGCUCGUACACGACUGGGGUUCAUUCCUCUCUCCAACGCAGAUCGCGGAGAAGGUGAAGCUGUUCUUCUUUGAGUAUGCCAGGAAUAGGCACAAGAUGACUACAAUCACGCCUGCGUACCACGCCGAGCAAUAUAGUCCGGACGAUAACCGUUUCGACUUGCGACCAUUCUUGUAUCCGUCGCGGUUCCCGUGGCAGUUUAGGAAGAUCGAUGAGGUGGCGGCUACGUUACCGAACCUUUCCAACGGGGAGGGUAAGGCUAAGAAAGACUAAGUAUGAAGUACAAGACCGCCGCAAAGCGCAUGUUGUCUUUUAGAGGAAUGGGAAGUUCGGUAUGCGUGCGGGUAAAUCCUCGCGGUAGCGAUGGGGUUGUACACUAUAUACAUCCGUGGCACUGGCAGUUGAGCCAUGUCCUCUCGGACUUGGGAAGUAUUCGGCGCUGCGGCGCACGCCAGGUCCGAUUCCUC